Molecule: messenger RNA, 4764 nt
Organism: Cottoperca gobio
Lineage: Eukaryota; Metazoa; Chordata; Actinopteri; Perciformes; Bovichtidae
Product: kinesin heavy chain-like
Biological process (GO): microtubule-based movement
Molecular function (GO): ATP binding; microtubule motor activity; microtubule binding
Source: RefSeq, a predicted model, not a curated record
UCUCCUGUUCAGAGAAAUGAGCUGAUCAAUAAUACAUCAGUGUAUCUCCAUAGAAACAGACUCCAUGUCCCAGAAUGCCCUGCGGCUCCGUGGUCCAGGUGGGAGUGUUCAAUCAGAUGGAGAGACAGACGGUGAUCUAUCGGAGACCUGGUCCACAUCUACCGGAGACCUGGUCCAUUAACGGCGGUGCUUUGCCAUUGUUCUGCCCGCUGGAUGAGCGAAUGAAGGCGGCCUGACACUGCGUGUCUCCCGGUGUGUAUCAUCUGUCGGUAGUGUUAUCUCCUGUGCGGUGUCGGUGAUGAUGGACGCGGCGGAGUGCGGGGUGUGCGGGGUGAAGGUGAUGUGUCGCUUCAGGCCGCUGAACGACGCGGAGCGGAGCCGCGGAGACAAAUACACCGAAUUUAACGGAGAGGACUCUGUGGUGGUGGCGGGGAAGCCGUACGUGUUUGACCGAGUCCUCGCUCCAAACACUGAACAGGUUCAGGUGUACGACACCUGUGCCAGGCAGAUCGUUAAAGAUGUGCUGGGAGGAUAUAACGGGACAAUCUUUGCUUACGGGCAGACGUCCUCAGGAAAGACUCACACCAUGGAGGGGAAUCUGCACGACCCUUGUUUGAUGGGAAUCAUCCCUCGUAUCGCCAGAGACAUCUUCGACCACAUCUACUCCAUGGACGAAAACCUGGAGUUUCACAUCAAGGUCUCAUAUUUUGAAAUCUAUCUGGAUAAAAUCAGAGACUUACUGGAUGUUUCAAAGACAAACCUGGCUGUUCACGAGGACAAAAACAGGGUUCCCUUUGUGAAGGGCUGCACGGAGCGUUUUGUUUCUAGUCCCAAUGAGGUGAUGGAUGUCGUCGACGAGGGAAAGGCAAACAGACACGUCGCCGUCACCAACAUGAACGAGCACAGCUCUCGCAGUCACAGUAUUUUUCAGAUCAACAUCAAGCAGGAGAACGUGGAGACAGAGCUAAAACUGUCUGGGAAACUUUACCUGGUCGACCUGGCAGGCAGCGAGAAGGUGAGUAAAACGGGGGCAGAAGGUGCCGUGUUGGACGAAGCCAAGAACAUCAACAAGUCUCUUUCUGCUCUCGGGAACGUGAUCGCUGCUCUGAGUGAAGGAACAAAAACCCACGUCCCAUACAGAGACAGUAAGAUGACUCGGAUCCUGCAGGAUUCUCUGGGAGGAAACUGUCGAACCACCAUCAUCAUCUGCUGCUCACCUUCAGUGUACAACGAGGCUGAAACCAAGUCCACCCUCAUGUUCGGACAGAGAGCUAAAACCAUAAAGAACACCGUGUCUGUGAACCUGGAGCUGACUGCUGAGGAGUGGAAGAAGAAGUACGAGAAGGAGAAAGAGAAGAGCAGGAGUCUGAACAUCAUGAUACAGAAACUGGAGAACGAGCUGAAACGCUGGAGGAAAGGUGAGUCUGUACCUGUAGGGGAGCAGCUGAGCAGCAGAAACACAAAAAGUAGCAGUGAGACGACAGCAGUGAUUGACAGCUUGGCCCCGCCCCCUGUCCCUCUGUCAGACGAACAGAAGACGCAGUACGAGACACUCAUCACCGACCUGUACCAGCAGCUAGAUGACAAGGAUGAUGAGAUCAACCAUCACAGUCAGACGGCGGAGAAACUCAAACAGCAGCUGAUUGAUCAGGACGAGCUGUUGUUGUCGAGCCACCAGGACUAUGAGCGUGUGCAGGAGGAGGUGUCACGGCUGCACAGGGACAGUGACUCGUCCAAAGACGAGGUAAAGGAGGUGCUACAGGCGCUGGAGGAGCUUGCUGUCAACUAUGACCACAAGAGCCAAGAGGUGGAGACCAAGAACCGCUGUAACGAACAGCUGAACGAGGAGCUUGCACACAAAACUGUGAGUCUGGGGGCGGUUCAGAGGGAGUUGUCCACCCUGCAGGAGGUGAGUUCUCAUCAUAAGAAAAGGUCAACAGAGAUCAUCAGCCUGUUGCUCAGAGACCUCAGUGACAUUGGCAGCGUCCUUGGCACCACAGACCUCAAAGCUAUGACGGAGACGAGUGGAGUGAUGGAGGAGGAGUUCACCACAGCUCGUCUCUACAUCAGUAAAAUGAAGUCUGAGGUCAAAUCUCUGGUGAACCGCAGCAAACAGCUGGAGGUCAGCCUAACGGAGAACUUCUGCAGGAUGGAGGCCAACGAGAAAGAGCUGAACAGCUGCCAGCUGCUCGUCUCGCAGCUCCAGGCAAAGGUGAUGUCUCUGACAGACGCCCUGCAGACGUUGGAGCAGAAGAAAAGGAAGCUGGAGGAGAGUCAGGACGCUCUGAUGGAGGAGGCAGCCAAACUGCACGCUCAAGGUCAGAUGCAGCAGGUGACGGUGUUGGACAAAGAGAAGGAGCACCUCAGUCGGCUGCAGGAUGCUGUUGAGAUGAAGAGGACUGUGGAGGAGCAGAUGGAGAAUCACAGAGAAGUUCAUCACAAACAGCUGAGCCGCCUCCGAGACGAGAUCGAGCAGAAACAGAGAGACGUGGACCGACUCAAAGAUGUGCAUCAGGCUGUGCAGCUGGAGAACAGGAAACUCCAGUCUGACUUUGACAAACUUAAAGCUGAGGAUCACAACAAAGACCAGAAACUACAGAAACUGCUGUUCCUAAACGAGAAGAGAGAACAAGCUAAAGAGGACCUGAAGGGUUUGGAGGAGACGGUGGCCAAAGAGCUGCAGACGCUGAACAACCUCCGAAGAAAUUUCAUCCAGGACCUUGGCACUCGAGUCAAGAAUAGUUUAGAGAGCGACAAUGACGAGGCCGGCGGCAGCCUGGCUCAGAGGCAGAGGAUCAUCUUCUUAGAAAACAACCUGGAGCAGCUCAGCAAGGUCCAUAAACAGCUGGUGCGGGACAACGCUGACCUUCGCUGUGAGCUCCCCAAGCUGGAGAAGCGUCUGCGGGCCACAGCAGAACGAGUGAAAGCUCUCGAAGCUGCCCUGAGGGACGCCAAAGGGUCGGCCGUUAGGGACCGCAAACGCUACCAACAGGAAGUGGACCGCAUCAAAGAGGCAGUUCUCUCCAAGAACGUCUCCAGGAGAGGACACUCUGCUCAGAUAGCCAAGCCAAUCAGAGCUGGGCAUCAGCACUCGUCCUCACCCUCCAUCAGACCGACCGUCCGAGGGGGGGGGGCGGCGGCGUCCAGUCCACGCCAUCACUCUCCCCGACAGCAGCAACCCCAUCACAGCCACAGCAAGUAGACUACAGGCGGCAGCAGCAGCUCCGGCUCUUUUCCUUUCUGUGGAUGUUUCUCACCACUCGGCCUUUACUGGAACCAGACUCUUCGUUUCCAUAACUUUCCACCUUAACUGCCAUCAAGUGCUAAUUUACUGUCUUUCGCUCCGAGUCUGUUGGUGGUCAAAUAACAAGUUCAUAAUCAGUUUAAUGUGUUAAAUGAGGACUUUAUUGUGAUAAAUAGGGAGUUUAAUAAUGAGAGAAAUAUCAAAUUCAUUAAGUUAUUUUAGGGUUUCUAUCUGCAGUUCGCAGGAGUUGGACAUUAACAGACUUUAAUGUAGACUGAGUUUGUCUUUCUGUUCCUCCAUGUGUUGUUAUGGAAGAUCAAAAAGUGAAUGAAAGGUUUGUGAUAGAAAUAAAAGUACUGAAGGGAAAUUAGGAGACACUGAGCUUUUUAGGCCAAAAUCUCAGAACAGUCAACAUUUUAAUGUGACUCAAUUUUCAUUUAAAAAGUCAUAAUUAAGAUUUAAUAUCUCACUAUUAUUAAUAAGUAAUUUCGAGGUGAAAGUGUUGACUUAGUUCUGAAUAAAAAGUAAAUUGUUCUAGAGUCCUUAAUCAGGAUAAAAUCGGACUCUCAGUAACGUAUUUUGAAUACUUAAUAUUGUGAUACUAUUUAUGUAUCAGCUGUAUGUUUACGUCAUGUUGGAUUUUCAUCAGUUUUUAGUGAUAUGUCUUUAACACUUUACACUAAAAUAUAAACCACCAGGAAAAUAAAUACAUGAACAGUUAGGAGUGAUAAAAUAAACAACUCAGAAUAAUGUGCUACUGUAUUUCCCGCUGGAUAUACAUUUUUUGAUUUUAAGAGUGAAAGGUUGUUAAAGAACAUAGAGGGAAAAAGUUGAAUCUUUACAAACAAAAGUUAUAUUAUGUUGAGAUCAAGUAGUAAAUUCAUAAAAAGUAUUAAUAUUAAAAAUAAAGAACAAUUGUGAUAUUAGUCACUAACGACUUUUAGUUUAAAAAAUACAAUUAAAAUUCGACAUUUUAUUAUGUUAUAAUAAAUUAUAAUUAUAAAUUAAUUUGAAAAUAUUACAACUUUCCUUUGAAAUGUACUAAUAUAUAUGAUAAGUAUUAUUGUUUUUUCUUGACUUUCACAGUGAACUAAUAUUUUCAUAUAACAAGUCAUAUAUCAGUUUGAGUUUAUAAGCCAAAUUUAUAUCUUUAAAUCAAUUAUUAAGUGAAAUAUAAUGGAUACAACAAGAAAUAAAAUUCAAAUAAAACAAAAGUAUUCCUAACAUUUCAUGCUAUUUUUUAUUUUCCUGGACUGAAUGUUUUAUCACGCUGAUAUUGUAUGUUUUAAUAAUUAAUAUUUUUUACAGAUGUUUUUAUAGAUUUAUUUUAUGUAUUUUUUCAACUUUAUUGAGACAGUAUUCAUGAGCUCAGAGUGUUUCUAUCGGUGUGAUAGUACAGCGUAAAACAGUGUUUCAUUGUGAGCUGUUGUAAACAUCCUGGACAUUAAUCUGAGACUUUAGCACCAGUUUCUGUUUGUCUGUCUGUAACUUUAUGUGUUAUUAAAGUGUAUCAUGCAGUA